AAUUACCUUCAGUCAACACUUGACUUGCUUCUGUAUCGGUUGUGAAUAACGUUGAGUUCGCAGACGAAGUGAAUUCCGGCUGAAAAAAGCCGUACAAUUUUGGAUUGUGUACAUUUUCCUAUAAAAUAAUGAAAUGUUUAAUAUAUUUAAUGGCGAUUGGUGCGAAAUAAUUGUAAAAUAUAAUUGUUAAGAUGGACGUUGAUAACUUUUACGAUGAAAUUGCAUCGUAUAUGCCCACUCCCGGGGAGUAUGACUUGGAUGAUCUGGAGGAAAUAUUACGUUCUACAGACUCGCAUUUAGAUUCCUCGAUUGAUUUUAAUAAUUUUGAUUUUAAAGCACCUCCUCAAGACACUGAAAUGCAAAAAGCAGCAUGGAAAGAGUUUAGUUUUGAUUUUUCUGAAUUUUCACCUGCAACUACAAAUGUCUCAACGCCACCACAUGAUGCAUCACAGCGUACUUUAUCCACCUCAUCAUUGGAAGGCGAUUCCUAUAACACUAAUGAUAUUUACAAUUUAUUUGAUGAGAAAAAUUUUAAAAAUGAAAAUUUUACACCUAUGCGAAGUACACCAUCCCCAACUGGUAGCUGCACAAGUUCUAGUGGCAGCUCAACAAGCGGUGUACAAAGUGAUGCAUCAUCUGAAGUAAAAUAUGAUCUUACAAAUAUGGAUUUCAUAAAAACUGAAAAUUCCAGUGAUGAAGUUCCAAAUAAGCUCUUUGUACCUUCUACAGUUCUGCAUGCAAAUUACACUUUAGAUAGUAAUUACGAUUGCGUUACAAAGACAGAAGAGGCAGACUAUGAUGAAGAAAUGUACGAUGUGGGUACAGCUAUGCGGGAGGUACCAAAAAUUCUUGUUGAUAAUAAAUUUCCAAUACAAAAUAUAGAAUCCAUUACUACCGGCGCCAAUAUAUUACCUAUGUCUAUGCCUAUAUUGCCAAUGCAUAACUCCACCCCAACAAUACAGUUACAGCCCUUACAACAAGUGCAGCCGGUUAUUAUACCAGUUAAGACCGUUCAAAUAGCAGCUGGGAUCCCAGUAACGAAUAUUAAAGCACCCACAUCGGUAAAAAGCGUUGCACAAGCAACUGUUAAAAAUGAGGCUAAGAUAGCUCCCAAAACUGCGGCGCAACCUAUUAAAAUUGUUGCAGGAAAUGCCACAAAAGGCAAAGUAUUUAAAGAUACCCCACCACAAACAACAACAACAGCAGCAGCAGCAGGAAAUACAAAUUCAAGUACCAAUACAAAUUUUAAACCUAAAACGGUAUUCCUUUCUUCGAAUGAUUUUAAGGCUUUAAUGCAGAAGAUGAAUUCAAAUGGUAAAGGUGCAAAAAUCUCUGGUGGAAUCACUGGUCAGAUGCCUAAAAUAAUUAUGAAAACUGCAAAUGGCAAAGUAAUAACAGCAAACAAAAUCGUGCAACCUGCGAGUAUAUCGAAUACACAAAACUCAAAGCCAAUUUUUAUGCCGAAAAUUGUGAAAGCCAAUGGACCUAUGGUCAUUAAACAGCCAAACCAUAAAACUAAUAACCCCCCCAUAAGUACAACAAGUGCAGUUGCUAAAGUGCCGGUUACGGCAAGCACUGCGCCCGAUCUCAGCGUCUAUAAAGGCAUCAUGGAUGAAAAAAUGCUUAAGAAGCAACAGCGCAUGAUUAAGAAUCGUGAAUCGGCUUCACUGUCGCGUAAAAAGAAGAAGGAGUACGUCACAUCGUUGGAAACCCGCAUCAACAAUUUAGAGAAGGAAAAUUAUUCAUUGAAGGGGGAAAAUUCAUCACUUCGUUCACAAUUGGUAGCUUUUGCGCAGACAUGCCAGUGUAAAAAUAGUAACAUUAGCGAAUUUAUACUUCAUUCAUUAAACAUCAAUAAUUGCACUGGAGCCGAUCAACAGAAUGUAAAGAUUGCUUCGAAACCAUCACUGAAAGGAAUCAAGCAGCGGAUGUCAGCGGCUAAUAUUAAAAAGAAUGUGGCAGUGUUGUUUGCGAUGGCUUUUAUGGUCACCAUGAAUGUGGGAAACUUUCAAAAUUAUCUUAAUAAGCACGGAAUUGAGAAUUCCGUUGAGGCAGAAGAACCCGUAGCCAUCGGCAGACGUCUGCUCUGGGUUGAGCCAGAAAAGGAGCUCAACGAGACAGCAGUACAUCGCGUAAAACGUGAUGCUGAAUUAGAUAUGCCACCACCACCGUUGCACUUCAUUCGCCCAGUAAACCGUACACGUGCGGGAAUCACUUUUAAUAGUACUGCUCAUGAACCGCCUUUAGGUUCGAGAAGUGACGGCAUGGGGGAUAGUUUUAAUCAUACUGAAAAUUUGCGUUUGGCUAGUAACUUGCAUAAAUGGAUAGAUGGAAAUGAUUUUCUUAAUCUUAGUUUACACAAAUCGAUCGAUAACGACCUGGAUAAUCACAUAGGAUUCAAGCUGACACCGGAUUAUUUUGAAACGAUUGAUCUACCGCUACAGAAAACAUUACUUAAUGGAAAACAGAAACGCAAGUAUAUAGUGGAAGAUUCGGAAUACAAUAAUAAGCAAAGCAAAUUGAAUAUGGAAAUUGCAAAUAAAAACGGAAAUCGAUUUGAUGACAAUAUUUAUGAAAAAGGUAAACGCAAUGAUUAUGAUGAUGACAAUGGCAAUGUUAACGGUAAUGGCAAUAGGAAUAAUAAGAACUCAUUGGAUUUAUACAAACAUAAAAUAAGUGAAGAGUAUUUACGUCUUUUUAAGGGUAUUAAUCGUAAAGAUGAUACAUUUUAUGUACUCUCAUUUAACAUGGAUCAUAUUUUGCUACCAGCAUCGGCUUACAAUAAAAGUGCUCGACCUAAAAUGUCACUUAUGUUACCAGCAGGUGAUCCAUCACUUAAUGGUGACGUAGUCCUUAUGCAAAUCGAUUGUGAAGUGGUUAACACAACGGAAUUUGAACUCAAAUCACAAAUGAUCCCUGAGAAAUUGCGUCCAAGCAAAUAUGCUGGUCCGAAUUUUCAUCCGACCCCAAAUGCCAAUGAUGUGGUUAAGAAUGAGACCGGUGGUCAGGCAAAAUCAAAUGAAAAAUUAAGUGUUCGACCUGAUGAGCCGAGAGUCAAACCACCUAUUAGAACAUAUUUUAUGUCGGGUGCAAAAUCUCAAGCACCUUCCUUGAGAAAGAAGGUAACUAUUGUUAAAUUGGAUGGUAGCGAAGCUGUGGACACAUCAAAUGUUAAGAAUUCUACACUUUUUGCUAAAAUGCGUGAAACAGUAAAACAGGAUUAUUUUACACCGUAAAUGUUUACAAUACACAAAGAAGCUAUGCUGUGUGCAACGUUUGCUUUAAAUUUAAUUUAUUAAUUUGAAUAAAACAUUCAAUGUUGCAUGUUUUUCUAAAAUAAUGUUUUCAUAUGACUACAAUCCUUUAAUGAAUGUAAAACAAUAAUGUUAUGGAAUUAUAAGAAGUAAAAUUAGUAAUAUAUACAAAAAUAUAUAGCUACACAGCUAUAUAAUGACUGUUUGUCGUAUUUCAUCAGAAAGUAAAAUCAGAUGUCACCUAAAUUUAUAAUCAAAACUUGACACUACUUUUGUGAUUAAUUUUAAUUUAAUUCACACAUAAAGCAAACGCGUCACAAUAUCUAAAAU
This is a messenger RNA of Teleopsis dalmanni, 3584 nucleotides long. RefSeq lists its product as uncharacterized. The coding region runs from base 192 to 3236 and encodes 1014 amino acids. Gene Ontology annotation, biological process: regulation of transcription by RNA polymerase II; endoplasmic reticulum unfolded protein response. The transcript is spliced from 3 exons. Lineage: Eukaryota; Metazoa; Arthropoda; Insecta; Diptera; Diopsidae. Gene Ontology annotation, molecular function: RNA polymerase II cis-regulatory region sequence-specific DNA binding; DNA-binding transcription factor activity, RNA polymerase II-specific. The record is from RefSeq and is a predicted model, not a curated record. Gene Ontology annotation, cellular component: nucleus.